Dichomitus squalens LYAD-421 SS1 is the source of this 1449-nucleotide messenger RNA. Its product is annotated as histone acetyltransferase type B subunit 2. The record is from RefSeq and is a predicted model, not a curated record. Gene Ontology annotation, molecular function: histone binding. Lineage: Eukaryota; Fungi; Basidiomycota; Agaricomycetes; Polyporales; Polyporaceae. Bases 1 to 1449 code for a protein of 482 amino acids. Gene Ontology annotation, biological process: regulation of gene expression. The transcript has 9 exons. Gene Ontology annotation, cellular component: nucleus; Rpd3L complex; Rpd3L-Expanded complex.
AUGAAGCCACCCAUGCAGGAGAAUUUGGAGGACGAUCUCGCUGCAGAAGAGGAGAACAAGCUCAUCAACGAGGUAUUUUCCCCUAUGAUUACGAUACCCAUAUCAACAUUGACUGCACCGUAUGCUGUGUCGUCUUCAUGUUCACGUACCCUGUGCAGGAAGAAGAACGCACCAUACCUGUACGAUGUUGUUAUCACACAUGCCCUUGACUGGCCAAGUCUGACGUGCCAGUGGUUCCCCGACAAAGAGUCACCCGCGAACAAGCCCUAUACUGUCCACCGCGUCCUCCUUGGCACGCACACGUCUGGGCAGGCGCAGGACUACCUCCAGAUUGCGACUGUUCAUCUCCCUAAGCGCGACGACAGCUCCUCCGCCGACCGUCUCGAUCGGAGUGAAUACGACGAUGAGCGUGGCGAGCUCGGUGGUUACACCCUGCCCCAAGCACCCCGUGUCCAGAUUAUCCAGCGCAUCAACCAUGAGGGCGAGGUCAACCGCGCGCGUUACAUGCCUCAGAAUCCCGACCUGAUCGCGACUAAAGCCGUCUCCGGAGAAGUGCUCAUCUUCGAUCGAACGAAGCAUUCCAGCGAGCCAGAGCGUGGCGGGGUUUGCAAACCGGACAUCCGGCUCGUCGGGCAAACCAAGGAGGGCUAUGGCUUGGCUUGGAAUCCUCUGAAGAGCGGCCACGUUCUUGGCGCCUCAGAGGACACGACAGUGUGCUACUGGGACAUCAAUUCCUACUCGAAAGCGAACAGUACUAUCGAGCCUACAAGUGUGUUCAAGGGGCACACGUCUGUUGUUGGUGACGUCGACUGGCACCCAACAGAAGACUUUACCUUCGCGAGCGUCGGAGAUGAUAAGAAGCUCAUGUUCUGGGACACUCGUAAGGGCUCAAAACCUACCGCAGAGCUGCAAGCACACGACCGGGAGAUUCUCGCCGUUUCAUGGACACCUAACGUCUCGUGGCCGCAUCUCGUUCUCACUGGCAGCGCUGACAAGACGAUCCAUAUGCACGAUACGCGUAAGCUAGGACACCCUGUGCACGUUUUCGAGGCGCAUACGGAUGAAGUCCUUCAUCUGUCAUGGUCACCGCACAACCCAACGGUCUUUGCCUCCGCAUCUAGCGAUAGGCGGAUAAACAUUUGGGACCUGUCACAGAUCGGGGUCGAGCAGACCCCUGACGACCAGGAGGAUGGUCCACCGGAACUACUCUUCGUCCAUGGAGGUCACACUGCCCGUCCAACAGAUUUCUGCUGGGCACCAGGUGUAGAUGAGAGCUGGACGGCCAGCAGUACCUCCGAGGAUAAUAUCAUCAUGAUCUGGCAGCCCACAAUGCGCAUCUGGGCUGGGGACGAGGUUAAGAUUGACGAAACGGAGCUGGAAGGCGAGGCCAUGGAAGGCAUCGAACCUGUUGAUGGCGGUACAGAUGGAGAGGCAGGUCCCUCGGCUUGA